This is a messenger RNA of Rhodofomes roseus, 1455 nucleotides long. RefSeq lists its product as uncharacterized. Bases 1 to 1356 code for a protein of 451 amino acids. NCBI's taxonomy places the organism in Eukaryota, Fungi, Basidiomycota, Agaricomycetes, Polyporales, Fomitopsidaceae. The record is from RefSeq and is a predicted model, not a curated record. The transcript is spliced from 2 exons.
AUGAGGGACAUGCACCGGGCGAAGAAGGAGAAGAAGAAGACUGCAACGAGCGGUGCGCAGCGAGCGAGCCGGGGAGCCUCGGAGACGGUGGAGGGAGCACUGGAAGACUCGGAGUCGAGCCAACGCCGCACGAUCUACACCGAGUUUGGCAUGAUCGGACGAGGGACGACGGUCAUUCCCGUGGUCGCGGCGCCCGGCACGAAGACGGAAGAGCUGUUCGGAUCGGAGGCUCUUGUUGCCAAAGUGGCCUGGCCGCACGCUGUCCGGAAGGCGGAGGACGCGAUGAUCAAGGCCGUUCGCAGACGUCUGGCGGAGAGCAAGCCGAACUACUUGAAGCACAUCGUGGACCUCAAGUGUUCGAUGACAAAGAGCGGAGACUCGGAAGAGAUGCACCUCCCUCGUUUCAAGUUGGGCGUUGUUCCCGGGGCAGAUGAGCUACGAGUCUGCCGCAUUCUGGUCCUCAAGGAGUACGAGCCCCUGGAGACCAUCGGAUCCGGAGAUAACUUCCGCAUCGUGUUCUUUGAUGUCGUUCGUGCUCAUCACUGGGUGUACGAGACGUCGAAGAUACUGCAUCGUGAUAUAAGCCUCAACAACAUCAUGUGGUAUCGCCUGCCAGACGGGCGGAUCAUCGGUGUUCUUUGCGACUGGGACCUUGCGGAAGACCAGAGUACGGGCGACAACAGACCCACUCGUCGUGCUGGUGACGCUGCUGCAGUGAUUUGGCCACCAGAACCAGAACCAGCCGUGCAGUCGACGACGAAACCGAGUCUGCCAUCCAUCGCAGAGGGUGAAGCAACGGAACAGCCCCAAAAUCUGGAGGGCGCGGGACCGUCGAACACGGCGACAGAGCCCCAGGCCGUAGUCAAGCCAAGGUACCGCACGGGCACGGGCCCGUUCAUGGCAUUGGACCUCUUGCGCGAGGGCGACCCACCUAUCCACAAGUAUCGGUACGACCUAGAGUCGUUCUUCUACGGCUAUAUCUACUUUGCUGCAACAUACAACCCAGAAGAACAGGCCUUCGGCUACAUCAAGGAAUGGCAACGUGCUUCCCUCGUCGACAUCGGACACAGCAAAGGGGACUUCCUCCGUGAGGAAAAAGUUCGCACCCGCGUCAUGAAACAAGCCCACCAUACGCUCAAGCCGCUGCUCGCCGAAAACACUCCACUAAUCAACCUGUUGUAUGAAUUCAACGAUAUCGAGCAUGACUGGUCCAGCCUUAAGAAUCUUAGCAACAACCGCGCGACAUUGGAGCGUAAGCGGGCCAAGAUUGAGUCGCUGGAGAUGGAGAGGGAGGAAAAGAUGUCCUUCAGCAUAUUCAUGAAGAUACUGGGGGCUCCCGAGGAGGAGAGUGUCUAAGACGUUACACGUAUCGUUAGCCUCCACUUGGCAUGUACUUGUAUGGUUUCUGUUCCUCCCAUUUACUCUCCUGGACUCGACUUCCAUAUUUAAAUGAUC